CGCGCAUACAAACAUUUACUGUUUUGCGUCCUGUUCUUGUCUUGUGUGCUAUCCUAUAAUCCCUCCGCCCGCUGUGUAUUGUACUCUGCCUGCGGCGAUCCCUACUACGUCUGCCUAAUCAACACUUAGUCAUAAUGCUCGCUAUCAUCAACAAGCACCUGAAGUCCGGCGAUCAGCAUCUUGUCGAGGCGAAGCAUGUCGUCGACUGCAACGCGGACGUCAUCCCUUCCGGCUCCCGUGCCAACUUCGCUCGCAAGCUCGACGGGCUCAACCAUACCCGCGCAGUGAUCACUGCCAAAUCGCAGAGCCCGCUUUCGCGCAUUCAGGUUGUACCGUCCGCGUCCGAGUACCGGUCGAAUGCCAAGGGCCUGCACGAGCUCGCGCUCAAACUCGCCGACGAUGCGCAUGAGAAUCGCAUCGGCGCCGUCUCCUCCGCCUUCUACUCGCAUGACGAGCAGCAGAACGCGCGUGUCACGCGCAGCCUCCUCGAGGAGGGCUACUCCUUCUCGCCCAUUCCCGCCCACUGGUCAUAUGAAGACGUCGCAUAUGACAAAGUUACGAACGAGCAAGUUUCAAGCGCAGUGGGCCUCAACCCCCGCAGGGAACGUCGCAAGACAAUGCGCGCCUGAAUCAUCACGAUAGGACCCGCCGCCGGCCGGCGAACCACACAAGAACUCGACCCAAACGCACACACAACCGAUCCCGCCUUCUCGCGUAUGUCAUGGAAGAAUGGGUUAGCAAGCUUUCUGUCCGCUGCAUCGGCCAGCCUUCACGUCCUGCAUUGCCACUGUCGCUGUCAUGUUUUCAAUGCAACCACCCGUAUUUAACCUACACUUUCAGUCCGU
Punctularia strigosozonata HHB-11173 SS5 is the source of this 845-nucleotide messenger RNA. RefSeq lists its product as uncharacterized. The coding region runs from base 135 to 629 and encodes 164 amino acids. NCBI's taxonomy places the organism in Eukaryota, Fungi, Basidiomycota, Agaricomycetes, Corticiales, Punctulariaceae. The transcript is spliced from 3 exons. The record is from RefSeq and is a predicted model, not a curated record.